Messenger RNA from Papilio polytes (common Mormon), 694 nucleotides. It is a transcript of the gene mRpS11, whose product is annotated as 28S ribosomal protein S11, mitochondrial. Lineage: Eukaryota; Metazoa; Arthropoda; Insecta; Lepidoptera; Papilionidae. The record is from RefSeq and is a predicted model, not a curated record. Gene Ontology annotation, cellular component: mitochondrial small ribosomal subunit; ribosome. Gene Ontology annotation, biological process: ribosomal small subunit assembly; maturation of SSU-rRNA from tricistronic rRNA transcript (SSU-rRNA, 5.8S rRNA, LSU-rRNA); translation. Gene Ontology annotation, molecular function: structural constituent of ribosome; mRNA 5'-UTR binding; small ribosomal subunit rRNA binding. Bases 72 to 647 code for a protein of 191 amino acids. The transcript is spliced from 4 exons.
UCGGAUGUCAAACAAAUGAAAAAGGAUAUAGGUUAUAUUAUUGCGAAGAAUUUUGUUUUAAAUCAAUAAUAAUGUUAAUCGCUAUAAGAAAUACUAUUAGGGCAACAACGAAUUCAGUUAUACGUUCAAUUUACACAACAACUCCACAAGCGACAGAAAAAUUUGAUCAUAAAAGAAUACCUGCAGAUGAUGAGGGUGUUCAAGGAGAGAAAAUUAUCGACUUGGACUCUGUCUUAAAAUUGAAACAAAAUUUAUUCCCCACAUUGGAAUCAGACAACUAUUUAUUUGAUGGUGUUCCAUACAAGAAUCUUCCAAUAUGCAAUGUCAGAGUUACCCACAACAACACAAUUUUCACUGUAACGGACUCUGUUGGUUCUGUUAAACUCACCAGAUCUUGUGGUAUGGAAGGUUUCAAGAACACAAAAAAAGGUACAAACAUCGCCGCACAAACUACCGCCAUCAGUAUCGCUACAAAAGCAAUAAAUAAGGGAUACAAAACUAUUAGAGUGCGAGUCAGAGGCUUAGGACCUGGGAGAUUGUCUGCUGUAAAGGGUCUUCAAAUGGGUGGCCUAGACAUUGUGUCUGUGACUGACAAUACACGAGUGUCCUGGAAUCCUCCAAGACCCAGAAAAGCCAAAAGAUUGUAGUUAUUUAUAAAAUUAUGUAGUAUUAAAUUAUAGAAACAAAUGUUUAA